AUCGUAUCCUAUUCGGGUUCAGUUCGACCCGAUCCUACAUCUCGAACCAGGCUAUCAGGAAUAGCUUGAUUUCUACCUCUUCCUAUCUUCGCAUCGAACACACCGAAGCAAUCGACGGUCCAGAUUCGCCGACUAUAGUCUCCGAUUGUCGAUGUUAUUUACCGCCCACGCGCUCCAUCUAAGCUCAAGUACUUAUAUAUCUAUGCGCAGAUUCAAUUUCUGAGCAAGAGUCGCUUUCCAUGGCCUCUUCGGACAACGAAGAUGAAUCCCUCGCCCGAUUCCUGGAAUCCGAAGUCCUCGCGUUUGCCGACCAGGAUAAAGAGAAUGAUGAAGAAGAGAAGGGAGGCAGAGAGACAAAGGAGAUGACAUCCAAUAAUGACAUAGAAGAGAAUGAGGAUCCGGUGAAGGAGUGGGGAGAAGAAAGAGCACUCAAGAAAAUGAGAUUUGUUAAAGAUGAGGUCCAGAUAGACGAGGAACAUAAGGAAUUAGCAGAAGGAAUUAGAGUUGACGUAGCUGAACAAGUGAAAUCUGUAUUAUCAUCUCCAUUUUUAGCUAAGGGUGCAUCUGCUUCAUUGGAGAUCAACAAUACAGUUAAAGAAAGAAAAAACAAUGCUCUUUGGGCUCUGAGGUGGAUGGAAACUGGGGUUUUUCGCAAAAUACCUCCUGAGUUGCUUCACCAAAUACUUAAAUUCCUUUCCUCAGAGGAUCUUGUUGCGUGUUCACUCUCUUGCAAAUUCCUGAACUAUGCUGCAUCUGAUGAAUCGUUGUGGCGUCGACUGUACUGUAUGAGGUGGGGUCUGCUUCCACCAAAUAGACCACGGGAAUGUGCUUGGAAGAUGAUGUACAUUCAGCGAGAUACAGAUGAUAUGGCGGAGUUUGUUAGGCACUGUCCAUCUGAAUUCAAACAAUAUUACAUCCAAAUGCAGGCAGCAAAGAGAAGCCAAGCUCCUCUUCUUUCACAAGUGAAUGAUGAUCAUAUAAUACUUGAUAAGACUAUAGCUGAUCAAAUCUCCAUAUGGAAGAAAAACAAAGGCCUUAGUGAUAAAGUGUGGGCAGAUCAUGCUUGCUCUGGGGAGACUUGCACUUACUAUCAAAUUGGUGAUGUGUUUCUUUGUGAGAGUACAGGACAAGUGCAUGUAUGUGAUGACACAUGCAAGGAAGUCGUUCUUGAUCCAUCAAAUGAGCUCUUGGUGUGUACCAUUUCAGGUCACUGUUUUGACAGAAUGCUGUCUCCAUCAGAAAUAGAUCUGGAUGCGGAACAACAGCAGGGCAGUGGGAUUGACGAAGCAGAACCGUUCAUGGGAUCUGGCCGAUUUGCUCGAGCUUAUUUGCUAGGCUACAACUGUGAUGAUGAGAAGGAACUUGAAGCUGCUUUGAGGUUCUGCUAAUCUUAUUGCUUGCAUGUGUAUAUAGCUGUAUCGUCUUCUUGUAAUUUGGAGUCUGGACCGUGGUAGAUUAUGCUUACCAUGUCGGCAUGGUAGACCAUCGGCUCGAGCGUGGUAGGGUGUUGUUUCAGUAAUGGCUUUUCACUUUAAGUUAUUAUUAUUAUUAUUACUUUUAAUGUAUGAUUAUGAUAUCUUAUUACAACAACUUAUCACAUCCCAAAUAGAGGUUAUAGCAAUGCAGCAUGAUGCAUUUCCCCCCGAUAAUAAUUAUUUUCAUGGUUAGCAUUUAAGUAGAGAGAAAAUGUAGGUUGCUGUGAAUUGGUGAUUUUUUCACAAAAUUAUGGGUGCAGUAACCAAAAUCCUACAAGUCUACAACUCUACAUUUAGGGGUGACCUUGUUAUGAUAAGAUGAUAACCAGAACAAGACUAUCGGUUGAUCUGAGUUUGAAACGGAAAACAGUUCCAAACCGAAUCAGCUCAAGGAAUCGGCCGCAAUUUCUUGCUUUUCGUGAAUUUAAUGACCGUCCGUUGAACAUAUUUAUAUUUUGAUUGAACGUAUUUUAAUUGAGUAUAAUUUGAAUGAUAAGGUGUUUGCUAUUGGUUUUGAUAAUGC
Molecule: messenger RNA, 1998 nt
Organism: Cuscuta europaea
Lineage: Eukaryota; Viridiplantae; Streptophyta; Magnoliopsida; Solanales; Convolvulaceae
Source: the annotation of a GenBank genome assembly